Myripristis murdjan (pinecone soldierfish) is the source of this 2289-nucleotide messenger RNA. It is a transcript of the gene tmc4, whose product is annotated as transmembrane channel-like 4. The record is from RefSeq and is a predicted model, not a curated record. Gene Ontology annotation, cellular component: plasma membrane. Lineage: Eukaryota; Metazoa; Chordata; Actinopteri; Holocentriformes; Holocentridae. Gene Ontology annotation, molecular function: mechanosensitive monoatomic ion channel activity. The coding region runs from base 61 to 2148 and encodes 695 amino acids. The transcript is spliced from 16 exons.
CAAAGUGUUAGAUGUGGCUACAGAGAACAGCUUUGAAAAACUGCUUUGAUUUUACUGCAAAUGGACAGUGAGCAACAACUACAAGACUCAGCAAGCACAGCUGAGGGGAAUGGUUACCCCGGUGACCAGCAGUCACUAAGGUUACGAAGGACUCUGUCCGGAGCGUCCAAUCAGAAUUCCCCGCAGUUUAACUGGAGCUCGAGCCGGACAGAGGAGGAUGAAGGAGGUGAAUCUGGGCCACAACAAGACAUCAGGAGCCUUCCCAUGCCCAUGGGCUUGAAAAGAGCUGUGAGGCAGGUGCAGCAAAUGCGAGUGCCUGUGGUUACCAGCUGGGAGUCGUGGAAGAGGAGCAAGAACAAAUCCCUGCACAGGUUCACACUCAACGCCAGUGGAUUCCUGUCUGUUUUCACUCUCUGGAGGAGGACCUUGCAAAAAAUAGGAGGGAACUUUGGAGGUGGUGUCCAGUCCUACUUCCUGUUCCUGCGAUUCUUGGUGGUACUCAAUUUUGUUUCCUUCUUGCUGAUCGGUGGAUUCGUCAUCAUUCCAAGCAUCUUGUUCAGAUCUGUUGCGACCAAUCCUGUCAACAGCACUGGUCCAGAGGAAUGUAUGGCUUAUGACCCUAAUCCUCAAGGCCUGGUGGUGUUUUAUAAUUACUUCCUCGACUUACUUUCUGGAACGGGCUUCAUGGAGUAUUCAUACCUGUUCUACGGCUUCUACAACAACACAAUGGUAGAAGAAAGUAACUUCUCCUACAACAUCCCGCUGGCCUACCUCUUCACUGCUGUCUUCUACUUUGCCUUCUGUCUCAUCUGUAUCAUUGCACGCAUGGGGACUGCAGCUCGUGUUGCCGUGGCAACGGGAGGCAGUGCUGUGGGCAGCUACAGCAAGACAGUGUUCACCGGCUGGGACUAUGGUUGCCUGGGAGAUAAAGCUACUAAACUGAAACAGAAAAACAUCCACUACCGGCUGCAGGUGGAUCUGGAGGAGGAGAGGAUAAAGAAAUUGGCAGCCUCUCUCACCUUGAAGCAGAAAAUAGCUCUGUACUCCCUGCGUGUUCUCCUGAGUCUGGUCAGCCUGGGGCUCAUUGCGGCUGCCGUCUAUGGCAUCUCCGAGGCCACUGUCUUCAGCCAGAGCAGGAGCGGGGAGGAAGGGAUCUUGGGUUUGAUUUUUGAGUACCUACCUUCCAUCGUCAUCACCACCGGAAACUUCGUGGUGCCUUUCCUGUGUGACCAGAUCGCCCUGCUGGAGCGAUACGCCCCCAGCACCACUGUCAUAGUGGCACUGUUAAGGUCCGUGGUCCUGCGCUUUGUCAGUCUGGGUGUUCUCCUCUACACCCUGUGGAAUCAGAUCACCUGCACUGGGCAGAAAGAAACUGGAAGCUGUAAAUUGUGCCAGUACAACCAUGUCGACUAUCCGUGCUGGGAGACACGAGUGGGACAGGAGAUGUACAAGCUCACGCUGUUCGACCUGCUCAUCACCAUCGCUGUGCUCAUCCUUGUGGAGUUCCCACGCAGGAUGGUGGUGGACAACUGGUCCAGUAAGCUGGCUCAGUGGGUGGGACGCCAGGAGUUUCUGGUUCCCUCCAACGUGCUCGGGCUGGUGUACGGUCAAACCGUGGUUUGGACAGGAGCGCUUUUCUGCCCGCUGCUGCCACUCAUCAACACCGUCAAGUUUGUCAUCCUCUUCUACUGCAAGAAGAUCACGCUGUUCAAUAACUGUCGUCCUGCACUGAAGACGUUUCGCUCCACCACGUCCACCUUCUUCUUCCUGGUGGUGCUUCUGUUCGGUUGGGGCCUGGCCACGGUCGUCAUGGUCUACAGCCUCGCCGAGAUCCGUCCGUCCAUGAGCUGCGGGCCGUUUCGUUUUUUUCCAACCAUAUGGGCAAUCGUCCCGACCUCUUUCUACAACCUGCCCCAAACAACACAGGAGUUUCUCUUCUUCAUUGGCUCCCAAGCGUUCUCCAUUCCUCUCUUCAUUUUGUCUUGUGUCUUCAUGUGUUAUUUCAUAGCCUUAGCCUCUGUUUAUGGGAAAAGUGUUUCCCUGCUCAGAGCUCAGCUUAAACUGGAGGGCCGUGACAAGCAGUUUUUGGUGAAACAAAUUGAAGAGCUGAGCCGGCAGCUGCAGGUUUCCACAGGAGGACGGGACUGAUACCGAAAAUUAAUAAACACACACCCUGCUGAGUUCCUCCCCGCUCCACUUUUAACAACUGAACGAACUACAUGCACUUUAUAUAGAAUAUAAUCAGCUUCAUGUAUUUGCAUUUCAAGGUUUUAGCUGACUCUAAUGCCA